This is a messenger RNA of Oryzias latipes (Japanese medaka), 3782 nucleotides long. Lineage: Eukaryota; Metazoa; Chordata; Actinopteri; Beloniformes; Adrianichthyidae. The record is from RefSeq and is a predicted model, not a curated record.
UCUAAUGUAGGCACGCGCGCUGAGCAGCGCUUCCGGCGGAACUCUUUCUGCCAAACACAGCGGGCGUGACUACGCAUGAGCUGCAGAACCACUCUCUGUUCGAACGAACAUAACUUUCUCGAGAGGUCGUCUAAAGUUGGGCAAAUUCUUUAAAAACCUACUCGACAUAUUUGUCGUUUUACUUCCAUCCCAUUUUUUUUUUGACCGUGCGUUGUUCACCGAAAUUUGUUCGGCAAAAACUUCGGUCGUCAAAAACCACUUCGCAGAUUUUAAGAUUUUUUCAGCAUGGCUCCAAAGAAGCCUGGGGCAAUGGUUGAAUUCAUUACUGAGAGAUAUGGCAACAUCCCAGAUGCUCCACCAUUGAGGAAUGGGCAUGUGUUAAGCAUUUUCUUCCAGCAAAAGCGUAAAGUUACGCAGACCAUCCAGGAAAUAUCCAAGAUCUUAGGAUCAAAUGUCGUAGUGAAACCAUGGCAGAUUAAUUAUUUGCUGAAAAAAACAAUAAGAAAAAACCCACAUUUCACACGUGAAAGUGAUAAGCAGCAUUUUCAGGAUCUGUGUGACCAAGAAUUUACUUGCCACACCUCAGCUCAGCCUUCACCUGAGGCCCCAUCAGUUUCUGAUGAAUUUAAAUUGUCUCAUCCAUCUACAUCUCAGUUUGAGGAGGUCUUAGCUCCAACUGUAAUGCCUUCAUCACCUCUAACUGUUUCUGAGGUAACUGCUGAGGAAGAGCCAUGUACUAGCUCCACUCCGCCAACUGCUGUGAGAACAUCACAGAGAACCCCCUUAACCCCUGGUUGCAAAAAAAUCAAGAAGAGACUUGCGUUUGUAAUGAAAACCAAAUCGGAGAUGAAAAAAAAAUAUUGUGAGUCUGUGAAGUCUUUGCAGGUGAAAUUGAAAUCAAGCAGUGUGCAACAAUUAAAAUACCUUAACCAGGACGUAAAACGUAAAAAACAAAUCAUUGCAAAGAAGAAUAACAUUAUAAGUCUGCUGAGAAAGGAGAUCAAAAGUGGACCCGACAUGGAACAAUUAGAAUCUUUGAGGAAACGGUUAUCUUAUGAGAAGAAGAAGAACUUGCAAUUAAGGAAAUACCGUAAAAGCAAACGGGUUGCUGAAACUUCGGUUUGUGGUGAAAGUGAUGAUUCCCAGCAUUUCACUGCAGCUGCAACUGUUAAAUUACAGAGUCGACGGAUCAGGGAAUUAGAAAAUGAGAACCUUAUUCUUCAGGACAGAAUUGAGGCGCUGACAAAUAAACCGUGUCAAAUCUUUGAAAGAGAUGGUAAAAUCUAUCCAUUUGAUCUUAGAAUGGUUGUUUAUGAUCAUAUUUUGAACAAUGUGCCUACGAGAAGUGUCCCCAUUCUGAUUGAGAAAUUUGCACAAAGGGCGGGUUUUACACUUGAUGCUGUACCUCAUCGGGCAACUGUGGAACAAAUGGUUAGAGAAUUGGGUGUCGUCUCUGAUUUUCAGGUUGCUGAGUUCUUGUUGAGCAACCAAGACGUUACAUUGGGUUUUGAUGCUACGACCCAGGAAGGACUUCAUGUAAAUGAAAUCCACUUCACUAGUGACAGUGAUUGUUUAGUUAUGUCCCUUGACCUCCUGCCUGGUGGCACUGCAGAAGAUUACCAGCUCCAUAUUCAGGAGUCACUAAGUAGAGUGGCAGAUGUUUACACUAAAAUCUAUGAUUGUAAUUUUGAAAACAUCAGGAAAACUAUGAUUGCCAAUAUAAAAAAUACAUUGACUGAUCGUGUUGCGGUUAAUCAUGCCACUAUUUGUCAGUUAGAGGAGGCAUGGGGUGUGUCAUUUAAUGAAUUGAACUGUCAUCUGCACCCGUUAGAAACCAUAGCCAGAUCAUGCAGGUCAACUCUGAAGGAUGCUGAGACAGUCAGAGGCAGCCUGUUUGGAAACGACUGCAUUGCUGGAAACAUUGUUCUUGCAGUCAACAAAUUUAGGUACAAGGAUGGUAAAGGUGACCCUAGGGGAUUUGUGUCAUUUUUAGAAAGGUCUGGAUUACCUAAAGGACUACUGCCCAGGUACAGGGGUAACAGGUUACAUGUUUUGUUUGUCAUCUGUCAGCAGCUGAUGUACCAUUAUGAUUUAUUUUUAAACUUCUUCUCCACAGGAACUGUUUCCUGUGGUGGUUUGCAGUCUGCCAUAUUGUCUGACUUUGGUUCAGCUACUGGCAAGGUAGAAAUGCAAGUGCUAGGUUUAAUUGGAAUAUUCUUGUCUGGACCUUGGAUGUCAAAAUUUUAUACUGCUGCUGGUACUCAAACUGUGAGCCAUGUUGAUGGGAUUGAGACGGUCAGAAAAGUAAUUGAAACCAUCAAGAUUUAUGUGGAGGUUCCUUUAGAAACAUUGGUUUUGAAAAAGGACUUCUUCGGCGAGGAACUACAGGGUUUGUUGGUGCAGAAGCUCCAGAUGGAGCCAGCUGAUAGGUGUCUUUUUGCCACUAUGAUGCGUGCAUGUCUGGCACAGAUUGUUGUAGUACUGGAAAGGCAGUACAGUCGUUAUUUCAGUCUGGACCUUACUGACAUUCUCAGAAAAGAAACAAAGUCAGCCCGAUGCCACAAUAUUGAUGCUGAGGCAGUAAUGGGCAUGUUCUCUAGUGCCAAAAGCCGUGCUCCAAAUGCUACACUUUCUUUCAUUUCAUCAAAGAUAAGGGCUACGAAGAACAAAACUUGUGACUAUCUUGACAGCCUUGAUACUGAAAAAAGGGAAAAGUUAUUUAAAGCUGCAAUUUCUAUCGCACGAAAACAGCGUGUUGUAAGUCGAAAGAAAUGCUUCGAAAUCAGGGACGAAAUUAUUCGCAGGAUUUCUUUGAAGACCCAAAAAAAGGCAACCUUUGAUAGAAAAAAGCUGGAGAAAUUACUAAAGAAUCCGAAAUUGGAUCUUUCCAAAGACUUUCCCCAUGUUGAAGAAGCUAUUCUUCAGGGUGUAAGGGACAUUCUGUCUGGAAAAGUGGUUGAUCGUUUGAUUUGCCAUAUUUGGUACGAUGAAGAAACCCUAUCAAAAACUGUGUACUUUGGUCAAAUUCAUAAACUAAAAAAGAAGGCUGGUGGAACAUAUGUGAUUAGCUAUUGGGGAGAAAAUGAAACAUCAGAGGAUGCUGUUGAUUUUGACGUUUCAGUACAUGCACUUGCUGCUGACUUUUUGUGUGAAGAUUUAGUUUUCUCUUGAAAAAGUAAACGUCAGUCCUGUUUUAGCUGCUUUUAGAUGAGAAGGCUUGACUCGAGCUGAAUUUUGCAGCACUCAAUGGGUUUACUCCCAAUUGCACCACAUCUGCACUACACUACAAUCUAUCCACGACUGUACCCUCAGACCACUGAAUGCCCCCCCCCCACACUGCACUGUUUUUCUCUCUCCUUUUUCUUUUGUUUUCUACAGGCCUAGCCCUAACCGGAACCCUAAAGUUAAUCCCCUCACCAGACGCUGCGGAACGUGGGGUGAAUAUAUUAUGUGCUCCUGUACUUCAUUUUGGUCAAGCUGAAAAUAACAUCCCUCUCUUUCUUCUUCCUCCUUUCAUUUUCCGUCCAGUCCAACACCAAGAUUUUUAAAAUUUAUUAAAAUGAAAAACGUUAGUCCUAGAUUACAGAUGGGGGUUUAUUCAGACAUACCUCUGGUUUGUCUGAAGAUUCAUAACCCCUCUUGUUAAAGUAAAAUAUGUCCAACACAAGAGGCCCUCAGCUCUCAUCUGUCUGCCCAGCUGUUGGACAGGACAAGUUAAAAAUAAUAGAAGAAAAGUUAUGUUUAUGCGAUCAUUUGGAAAUAAAUAUAGAUUUGACAGAAGA